AUGGAAGAUGAGAACAAGAGGGCGGGUGCCAUGGGAGAGGGCCACCAGCAGGGGGAGGGAGAGGGGCUGGGGUUCGACGACCUGCCGGCCGAGGUGCAGUGCGGGGUGUUCGCCCAACUGGAGGUGCAGGAGCUGGCCCGGGUGGCCAGGGUGAGCCAAAGCUGGCGUCAAGUCGCACACACCGACAGCCUGUGGCUCCACCAUCUACGCCAACGCUACCCCUCCACUGAUAACUCCAGAUGGGGGAAAUGGAAGGGUGACAUGGCAGCGUCGUGGCGUGAGGUGUUCGAGCGACGGCACACGCUGGAGAAGAAGUGGGGCAAACAGCCUCACCUACGGUCCGUCAACGCCCACCAGACUCUUCUACGAGCUCUCCAGCAGAUGGCCAUCAGCUUCUGGGACACGAAGAAGCUGCUCGCGGACGACUUUGUCUCCAACGGCACUGAGGACGACCCGCACGUCUUUCCCUAUCACCGGGGGACCGUCUCUAUACGGGAGGUGCUGGCGCUUCAGUUCGAGCGGACGAGCGACCUGCUGGAUAUGGAGACGAGUACCAAGACGGACACACUCAAUGGCCACACGCGUGAUGUACGCUAUCUCCGAUUCCGGGGAAACACAGUUGGGGUAUGGGACCUGCGCCAACGCCAAGAAGUGGCACAUCUGCAGACCGACUCGGCUAAUGGCUGGGCUUGCCAGUUCGACGAGGAGAAGAUAGUGUCUAACGGAGCGAACGAAGUGCGGUUGUGGGACUUCCGCACGCUCGAGAUGCGUCAAACCUUCAAGGCGGCCGAUUCCAUUCGGUUUCUCCGCUACGACGACACCAAGCUUGUCGCUGGAUGCCAGGGCAACAUCGUGGAAGUCUGGAACCUGGAGGGAGAGCACAUCAACAGCAUACACGUGGCCGGCGGCCACUCCGGCGGCAUGACCGGCGUUCUCACAUUCCAGUACGACGAGCGCUGGCUGUUCGCAGGCCUACACUCCCGUUCAUCGGAGAACACGCUCGUCGUCCUCGACUUUGCGAAUCCUGCCCCCGCCAGCGAGGAGCCCAGUUGCGUGGAGUGA
Acanthamoeba castellanii str. Neff is the source of this 1062-nucleotide messenger RNA. RefSeq names its product Fbox domain containing protein. The transcript is spliced from 8 exons. NCBI's taxonomy places the organism in Eukaryota, Discosea, Longamoebia, Acanthamoebidae. Bases 1 to 1062 code for a protein of 353 amino acids. Gene Ontology annotation, molecular function: protein binding. The record is from RefSeq and is a predicted model, not a curated record.